UAAAAAGUUACGCCUCGCGUUGGGUGUGCUUGCGCAAAUUGAACGACCUCUCAACUCUCAAGCCCUCACCCGAGAGCACCGCGAGCCCGUGAAACCCUAGCGCAUCCGUACGCCGCCGGCGAUGUCAGACUUCCCAUUUUAUCCAUACGGCGGCGGUGGCGCAGGCGACGAUCCGGCGGCGAGGUACUCGUCCUACGAAGUCGACCUCAUCGCGGCCCGCUACGCCGGCGACCGGUUUCCCUACCCAUCCGCCUCCGGUGCAUUCGACGCUCAUGUCGGCGCGAGGCGACCCUCCGAAGUUCUCUAUCAUCAGUAUAUUAUGGGAAGUCAUAGUACUAUGGGCCAGAGUGAGGCUUUAUAUUCUUCAAACAGUAUGGCCAAACGCCCUAGGGUUGAAAGCAGCCUUCCUAUUUAUCCACAACGACCUGGGGAAAAGGAUUGUGCCUUCUAUAUGAGGACCAGAACCUGUAUGUAUGGAGAAGGCUGCAAAUUUGACCAUCCACAGUGGGUUCCAGAGGGUGGGAUUCCAAAUUGGAAAGAGGCUCCGAAGGAUGAGGAAUCCUAUCCUGAACGACCAGGGGAACCAGAUUGUCCUUUUUUUAUGAAGACUAGGAGGUGUGGGUUUGCAUCUAAAUGCAAGUUCAAUCAUCCUAAGGAAAAGGUUAAUGUAACAGUGGCUGGAACAGGCAACAAAGGGUCACAAAUUUCCGAAAGUUCCAUCUCACCAGUGAAGCCUUCUGAGCCUUGUCCGUUUUUUCCAAAAGGGAAAUGCAAAUUUGGCACAAACUGUAAGUUCAGUCAUGCAAAGGAUAUCGAGGUCCCUUCAAGUGGACAUGAAUCCAAAAGUACAGCAACUGUUGAAGCAGCUGGUCACAAUAUUGCAGCCAGUGAUUCAGUUUCAGCAAAGAAGUUGACACCAGUUGCUCAGGAGCAUAACUCAAAGGGGAUGCCUAUAAGACCAGGCGAAGUUGAUUGCUCAUUUUAUAUCAAGACUGGCAGCUGCAUGUAUGGUUCGACAUGUAGGUUCAACCAUCCUGAACGACAUCAUCCAGUUUUGGAUUUUCCACUAGUGGCUCCACUGGGUCAAUCUAUUCUUCCUACUUCAUCUGUUGUCCCAGUUGAGAUGCUAAAUCGAGCUACCAAUUUCCUUCCAAACUUUGAUUUUCAUGCGACACAUGUGCCGAUUGAACCUGAGCCAAUAGCCUACCCUCAGAGGCCGGGAGAAACUGUUUGUGAUUUCUACAUGAAGACAGGAUUUUGUAAGUUUUCUGAAAAAUGCAAGUUUCAUCAUCCAGUUGAUCGCUCUGCAUCUGCUCCGGUUGCAAGCACGGAGCCCCGUCAGAAAUCAGUGACUCUUACUCUUGCUGGCCUUCCGAGGAGAGAGGAUGCGGAGGUCUGUUCCUUCUACAUGAAGACCGGCACAUGCAAAUUCGGCGUGCAAUGCAAGUUUGACCACCCACCCCCAGAGGAGGCUAUCGCCAAGGUGUCGAAGCAGGGAGCCGCGGAGGAAAAAGGUGGGAAGAAGGAGGCCGCAGGGCUGAGCUACGUCCUGGGAAACUAGACCAUGACAAGUUCCUCCUAUUUGUCGCCGUGCUGGUUUAUUUACCGUGUGAAGAAGACCUGCCUGCCGUUGGUUAACUAUGUUUCCUUGAUGAUGAUUGUUUUACCUGACCUUUCUGCUGUGAUAUAGCAGCAGCAGCAGCAGCAGCAGUACUCCAAGCCUGCAAUAGAUUACCGCCCGGUUGGAUAGUUAUCGCUGUUAUUGGAUUUGGUCGUGGCUUUACUGAUAAUUGGUUGGUUGAGCUUGCUUGUACUACUGGACAGUAGCAAUAGAUUUCUGUCAUGC
Messenger RNA from Brachypodium distachyon (stiff brome), 1846 nucleotides. RefSeq names its product zinc finger CCCH domain-containing protein 8. The coding region runs from base 122 to 1561 and encodes 479 amino acids. The record is from RefSeq and is a predicted model, not a curated record. NCBI's taxonomy places the organism in Eukaryota, Viridiplantae, Streptophyta, Magnoliopsida, Poales, Poaceae. Gene Ontology annotation, molecular function: metal ion binding; mRNA binding. The transcript has 12 exons.